Molecule: messenger RNA, 2596 nt
Organism: Gamsiella multidivaricata
Lineage: Eukaryota; Fungi; Mortierellomycota; Mortierellomycetes; Mortierellales; Mortierellaceae
Product: kinase-like domain-containing protein
Exons: 5
Coding region: 342-2549 (735 amino acids)
Biological process (GO): intracellular signal transduction; peptidyl-serine phosphorylation
Molecular function (GO): protein serine/threonine kinase activity; ATP binding
Source: RefSeq, a predicted model, not a curated record
AGGGGGCGUGGAGGAGAAUGAGGCUAUAAUCAUCUUCUCCUUCCAGGCUGACAUCGCCUUCCUCUCUUUCUCACUCUUUCCUUUCCUUCCUAAACUUCGACUUUUCACCUCUAAACACGCAUCAAUUACACUCGCCCUAACACGCUGUGCGAGGAUUCAACAACCUUUUCCUCGAGCCUUUUCUCUAUAGCUUAGUCCUGACGCCCUUUGCGCACACUUCAGACGCUCCCUCUUCUCAUGGUCACAUCCCCAAUCCUUUUCAGCAGCCUUGACGCCAACGUCCCCCCUUUUUAUCAUAAAAUAUAGUCCACCCAACAAAGUCGGUGAGAAAAGAAAAAAAAAUGGCAAUGGCAGCAGGAUACCCUCAAUCGCCUCCUCCGCGCAGCACUUCACCACGACUUCAGCAACAGCCCUCGCAAAUGAACUUCGGCACUUUUGCGAACCAUGUGAUGUCGCUCUUGGAGAAUGGCAAGACUUUCACUUUCUCACCCACAACCAAGCGGCGUAUCUCCAAAAACAUGAUCUCGGAGCCCAAGAAUUUUGAACAUCUGAUCCAUACCGAGACCGAGGCAGAAGCAGAGCUGAUUUUCAAAGAAUGGAUCCGAAAUCCCAGUGCUGGAAAACUACCAGUUCCUUCAAAAGUGUCCCAGCUCAAGUUUGAUCUUGUACGACAGGAGGAUUCGGCGACGUUUGCCACUCCUCCCGAGACCCUCAAGGGCCCUUCCUUCCACGCGAAACUCGCUAAUAACGAUGUCCAUAAGCGCGAUGCCUCUUAUGCAACCUUUAUCAUUGCCGACAAUGAUGAUUCAGAGGGUAAUGCCGAUGGGAUACCUGGCGACUGGGAGGACUUUGAGCGAUCUACGAUUCCCUCGCUGGGAACUGUCGAACAAUCGUCUUCGACCAAAGUCUUUUUUGAAAGCUAUUACCAUCGCUUGCUGACCAACCCUUCAGGCCGCUCUCGACGCCGACUGCAGCUGGAACGCCAGCUCGAGUCCAUGGGAAUAUCAGAGUCUGAAAAAGCUGUGAAGCGUCAAGAGUGGAUGGCAAAUGAGACAGAAUACAUGCGAUUGAUGCGCGAAAAGAUUUCGGUAAACUCAUUUCUUAUUCUCAAAGCAAUCGGCCACGGCGCCUUUGGCGUUGUCAAGCUGGUUCAGGAGAAGGACACGGGUCUGUACUUUGCGAUGAAAGUCAUGCGCAAGGCCGACAUGUUGAAGAAAGGUCAGGAAGGACAUGUCCGAGCGGAGCGCGACCUCAUGACGGCUGCUUCCGAGUCGGCGGUGUGGAUUGUUAAGCUGAUCUAUUCCUUCCAGGAUGCAGACCAUCUGUAUUUGGUUAUGGAGUAUAUGUCUGGAGGGGAUUUGUUGAACUUGCUGAUUGAGAAGGAUAUCUUUGAGGAGGAUUUUGCAAAGUUUUAUGUCGCAGAGAUGGUUCUUUGCAUCGAGGAAGCGCACAAACUGGGAUAUAUUCAUCGCGACAUUAAGCCUGAUAACUUCUUGUUCAACAAGGAAGGACAUAUCAAGCUAUCUGAUUUCGGACUCGCGACCGAUUUCCAUUGGGCGCACGACACAGCCUACUACGAGUCUCAACGACGUGCUCUCCUGCGCAAGACCGGUAUUGAUAUCGAGAAUACGGACACACUCAGGCCACGUAAAAAGCCGGGCAACCCAAAGGCGGCCUUGGCUUGGAACCUGGAUGAUGAGGAUUACGCCCAAUCAAUAGGCCGCCCACCACCCAACCAGAGCAUCCUCACUUGGCGCGAUCGUAACAGGAAAAAGAUGGCAUUCUCGGUUGUUGGCACCAACAAUUACAUGGCACCAGAGGUUCUUCGAGGUGCAGGAUACGACCGCGGAUGCGACUGGUGGAGCUUAGGGGUUAUCAUGUUCGAGAUGCUGUACGGAUAUCCACCUUUUAUCUCCAAAUCCCGUCAUACGACCCGUCUCAAAAUUAUUAAUUGGCGCCAAACUCUCAAGUUCCCUGCAAAGCCUAAGGUCUCUCGCGAAGUCCAAGAUUUGAUCGAGAAACUGAUCUGCGAGAAGGAAUUCCGCCUCGGUCGUAGCCCGCCUGUACAGAAUGUGAAUAAGCGCUGGUCGACCGUGUCUCCCCAUUUGAUGCAACAACAACAACAACAGCUGAACCAUAGUCUAAACAGCCAGGGACUGGGCGAUGCUUCCGAGAUCAAGAGCCACCCGUGGUUCCAUGGGAUCGAUUGGGCUAACCUGAGAUCGCAGCAGCCACCGUUCAGACCAGCCUUGAAGGAUCCAGCGGAUACACGGUACUUUGAUGAGAUGGUGGAUGACAACCCCAUGGCCGCACCGGAGGGCGAGGAGAGAAUCAUCCGAGAUCCGCUUUUGGGCAACAAGAAUGAGGGACGGCGGUUGCUGGAUAUGCGCAAGAAGCUGGCAUUCGCGGGAUAUACCUUCCGGGGAUUCCAUGCUCCCGGUGGCAAGAAGAACAAGGAUGCGGAUCCAUUGCAUGGGCUCAAAAUCCAUCCCAAUGCGUGGGGUAUGGGCGCGACGGACUCUGUACGCCUGAGGAGUAUGAGUCUGUAGACGUUAUCAUUUAUUUCCAUUUUUUGUAAUACAUUAUUUGCACUCCA